UUUCUCUUUUGUCUCACACAUCAAAGAGCCCAUAAUCGUGCGCUCAGCGUCUUGAAAUAUCCCAAAACUUAAGCCUUAUUAUUGGCAACCAAAUUAAACAGCGCUAUGUCGCCUCGAAAGCGAAGUGCGCAAGGAGAUGAAGCACGCAAGCUGCCAGUUCGUCAGAAGCGAAGAAAGACGAAUGGCAUGGACGGGAUUGACAACCUGGAAGAAAGUCUCUUGCACAUCGAUCAGCCAAUUGCAAAAAGAGCUCUGCGAAGUAGCCAGAACUCUGAUGUGGCCGUGCGUCUCAAUGAUCACGGUUCACCAGAGUUGGCACAAGAAAGAGUACCUUCUGCAAAUCCCAGGAGAUCACAUGUCAAGUUCGGCAGUGAAUCUCCUCCACCGGCAGCUGAAAAGGAAAAGACGUCGCAGCUUGAAGUGGCAAAAGAACCUGACGACGAUGACGCGAGCGAUUCGAGCGACAACGAUGAAGCACCAGAGGCCAUUUCCCAUUCACUUGCUGAAGCGAAAACAAAGGCAGCACAGGCGGAGGAAACACGACUGUUGAAACAGAAGGGACAAAUUGAGAAAGAAAAGAGACGGAGACGUGACGCACAAUUAAAAUCGCAGGCCCAAAGCUCAGAGAAGCGUCGAAUAAGAGCAGGUAUAGAGCAAGAGAAGGCAGAUGUAGAGACUGCUGAACCGAUCAAAAAGGACUUAAAGGUCGACAUGGACAAGCUCCCUGAAUUCCUGCCGGAGGAGCUUCUUGCUGUUGAGUCGCCAGCGCGGCCACUUACACCUCCGCCAGUGACACAGAAGAACAACACGAAAAAAUUCAUGGAAGCCCUCCGAGGAGAUCAUGACGAUGAGGCACCGUCGGAUGUGCUCCAUCGGGAUCAGAAAAUUCGUGUCCUGCAGACGACGAACCAAUUGUUGCCGCCAAGAGGGAAUCUUGGGCCAAAGAAUUUGAGAGAAAGCUGGAUGCAAGGACGAGCAGCAUUCCAGAAGCUUAACAGAAGAGGCAGUAACAUGCCGGCUUAUAGAAGACGAGCAGCUCCACAAGCAUUUGUUUCGCGAUACUGAAGGUAACUACAUUUGAACCUGGAAUAUAAGUUCAGAAUCGUGAACAUUCUGAUUUUCUGGUUACAUCGUGACCAUGCGCAAAACAUGAUUUCUGACGUGAUCGCGAUCAUUCCCUUGGAAGUCACAUUCAUUAAGCCUGUUU
This is a messenger RNA of Verruconis gallopava, 1207 nucleotides long. RefSeq lists its product as uncharacterized. The record is from RefSeq and is a predicted model, not a curated record. The coding region runs from base 106 to 1065 and encodes 319 amino acids. The transcript has a single exon. Lineage: Eukaryota; Fungi; Ascomycota; Dothideomycetes; Venturiales; Sympoventuriaceae.